GAAAUUGGAUGCGAGAAGAGAACGCGCUCAGCUUUCAAUCAGUUUUAUUUGAGUGCGCGCCAAUUAAGCCGCGCUCGAAAUUGACUGGCAAUUAAAGCCUUGCAACUUUGACCUGACGAGGAAUCAAAAUCAUUGUUAUAGCUGUGCUAGCUCCAUCUGAUGAAACAUUUUCGGCGCAAUCUAAUCUCGACAUCGGCAUAUUGAUCGUAAAUUAAUUGGUAAAUCCAGCUAUAACUCUUGAGUAUUUUUACACACCGUUAUGUCUGGAGCUAACAAUGUUAGCCAAUCCGGUGCAGUAUACGCUGUGCUCUCAACGCCAAACCACGCCGGAGCGGAACGCCACGAUUUCGACAGAUGCGCCACAGACGAGCCAAGCGAGCUAAGUGCAUUCUUCAACUGGCGAUCCAUUAACAAGAAGAUGGAGCAUAAAACCGGCGGCGUCUUCAAGAAUCGCAAUCUGAUCGUCGAUCUGCUGGCCAUAUGCUUUGGUAUAGGCACGUGGCUGGGCGUGAAUGGCACCUUUAUACAGCUGCCCCUGCUGGUUAAUGAGGCGCCCGAGGGCUGGAGUCUGCCAUCCUAUCUGAGCGUGAUGGUGCAAAUAGGAAAUUUGGGACCACUGCUCUACACUGUCUAUCAAAAGUACUCACCCUGGAAGCUCAACGAUGGCUUCACCAUACAUGCAGUCCUGGCAAUCGGCACAAUGUCCUGUCUGUUAACCGCGUUUUUCUACAACCGGACGGCGUCGCUGGCGGGCAGUGAGCACAGCGUAGCGCUUUUCAUACUCACCAUCUUUACCGCGCUCAAUGCUUGCACAAGCUCAGUGCUCUUUAUGCCCUACAUGGGACGCUUCAAGGAACAAUACAUAGUCACCUAUUUCAUCGGCGAGGGUCUCAGCGGCCUGCUACCUAGCGUCACGGCUUUGGUGCAGGGCAUUGGUGACACCGGUCGCUGUGUGCUUGUGAAUGAGACUGAGUCGGGCGAGGCGAUAUACGAGAAACAAACAGAACCGCCUUUGUUUGACACAAGGGUAUUCUUUUUAAUAUUAUUUGGCCUGAUGGUACUCAGCUACAUUGGCUACACGCUGCUCAAUCAUCUGUCACUGGCGAAGAGCGAAUAUGCCCAGGUUACUGUCAGCAAGGGCAACAAGUAUGAGUAUGGCCAGGAUGAUAAUCAACCGCAGCUGCAACAGCUCACCCGUGGACAGUAUAAUGGCUUGCUGCUGCUUAUAGGUACCAUCUCUCUCUUCAGCAACGGCAUGUUCCCCAGCAUACAAUCAUAUUCGAGUGCGCCGUAUGGAACGCGCGCUUAUCACCUGUCGGCAACGCUGAGUGUUAUUGCAAAUCCAGUGGCCUGUUUUAUGGCUAUGUUCCUAUAUUUUACAUCGCUGCGCAUCAUAUAUGUACUCUCGACUCUGGCAGCGCUUCUCACCAGCUAUGUAUUUAUCACCGCUAUACUAAGUCCAUAUCCACCGCUCUACGAUCAAACAGCUGGCGCCGUGCUAGUGGUAGCUGCGUGGACUUUGCUUGUCGGAAUCGUCAGCUACACCAAGCUGGGUAUUACGACUGUAAUGCGUGCCCAGGGCGGCCAGUCGUUGGUCUGGGUGGGCGCUAUUACCCAACUGGGCUCGGCAAUUGGUGCUAUCUCCAUAUUCUUUGCCAUUAACUAUACGCGUUUCUUUCAGUCCGCAGAGUCGGAAUGCUGAGCAGCCCGAUUUAAUAUCCUCAACUAGAUGAUUUUAACAUAGUUUAGUGAAUAUAUAGAUAUUUUAUUUUUUACUUGCGCCUUGUCAUAACAAUAGAAUAUUUAAAACACAUACCAUGUUAGGCAUAGCUCAUUAUUGGGUAUGAUAUACGUGUAUAAUAUACUUAAACCAUAAAUAUGGAUCAA
Molecule: messenger RNA, 1887 nt
Organism: Drosophila montana
Lineage: Eukaryota; Metazoa; Arthropoda; Insecta; Diptera; Drosophilidae
Gene: Rift
Product: Riboflavin transporter
Exons: 3
Coding region: 260-1702 (480 amino acids)
Biological process (GO): riboflavin transport
Cellular component (GO): plasma membrane
Molecular function (GO): riboflavin transmembrane transporter activity
Source: RefSeq, a predicted model, not a curated record